AUGGACACUGACCUUAUCAAGGUCGUGAAUAAGCUCCAGGAGACCUUCAGCACGAUUGGUGGAGAUGCUGUGGAUCUUCCUCAAUGCGUAGUGGUUGGGGCUCAGAGUUCGGGCAAGAGUAGUGUGCUGGAGACGUGAGUGCUGGCAGUGGGAAAGGAUAUCGCGGCUUUUUAGCAGUCAAUGUGGUUUGCCAGGCGUUUCAACCUUGCCAUUGUCGCUUUUACGGCGCUUGCGGACGAUCACUGGACGCUGCUGCUCAGGACAUGCGCGUGCAUGGUUGGUAGAGAUGCUCAGAAGUGGGGCGACGCUGAUAAUGUAGCUUUCCUUUGCGUCACUAGCCUGGUUGGCAAGGACUUCUUGCCGCGUGGGCAAGGCAUCGUCACACGUCGACCUCUCGUCCUGCAGCUGGUCCACCAGCCCAGCUCAACAAACGCCGAUGGGGAAUUUGCAGGCACGAGCACAGCUGCUCCAGGUCCAGGUCCGUCCUCUUACGACGAGUACGGCGAAUUUCUUCACCUCGACAAGCGUUUCACAGACUUUAGCGAGGUCAGAAGGGAAAUCGAAAACGAAACGUAUCGAGUUGCUGGACAGAACAAGGGCAUCUCAAAACUGCCGAUUCACCUCAAGAUCUAUAGCCCCCAUGUCCUCAACCUCACCCUCGUGGAUCUGCCAGGAUUGACUAAGGUGAGCCGUGGCCUUAGCGCCCUCGUGUGUCUUGCGGCGUGUAUGCUCUUGUAGGAGGCUGAUGAGGCCACAUGCUCGCGCAUUCUACAACAGAUACCUGUCGGCGAUCAGCCCACUAAUAUUGAGCGACAGAUCCAGGAUCUCGUCACCUCGUACAUCUCCAAACCAAAUUGGUGGGUGGCAGGCACGCAUGGUCACUUAAAAAUGCGUGGUGACUGGCUCAAACGUCCUUUCCCCAACUCUGCAUCCAGCAUCAUCAUUGCCAUCUCACCAGCAAAUGUGGAUCUGGCUAACUCUGACAGUUUGAAGCUGGCUCGUUCGGUGGACCCUCGCGGCCUCAGAACUAUCGGCGUUCUCACAAAACUCGAUUUGAUGGACAAUGGCACACAUGCUCUUGAUGUCUUGACUGGCCGAGUCUAUCCAUUAAAAUUAGGCUUUGUGGGCAUCGUCAAUCGGAGCCAACAGGAUAUCAAUGGCAAUGUGUCAAUGCUGGCUGCACGUAGAGCCGAGGAGGAAUUCUUCAAGAGCCACAACGCUUACAAAAACAUCUCACAUCGUUGCGGCACCAAGUACUUGGCCAAGACUCUGAAUCAGGUGAAUGUUGCGAUGCUUUUUGGGAGCGAAGCUUGAUGCUCAUCAGUUUCGACUUGUUGUGCAGGUUCUGAUGGCACACAUCCGCGACAAGCUGCCCGACAUGAAAGCACGCCUCAACACGCUGAUGGGCCAGACACAGCAAGAAUUGGCAUCUUUUGGUGACACGGCAUUCUUGGGAGAUGCACACAGAGGCACGCUCAUCUUGAAGCUCAUGACGCAAUUUGCGAGAGACUUUGUGGCCUCGAUCGAAGGUACGACAUUUGACAUUUCAACCAAGGAACUCUGUGGAGGCGCGCGGGUCUACUACAUUUUCAAUGACGUCUUCGGACACGCCUUGGACUCGAUCAAUCCCACCCAGAAUUUGACGGUGACGGACAUCAGGACCGCGAUACGAAACGCAACUGGACCUAGGCCCAGCUUAUUCGUUCCUGAAGCAGCUUUCGAGCUUCUGAUCAAGCCGCAGAUCAAGCUUCUAGAGCCGCCUUCUCUAAGAUGCGUGGAGCUCGUCUACGAAGAGCUCAUGAAGAUUUGUCACAAUUGCACAAGCACAGAAUUGCAAAGAUUCCCAAAGCUGCACGCUCAACUCAUCGAGACGGUCUCUGAGCUUUUGAGAGAAAGACUUGGUCCUACUUCAGAAUACGUGCAAAGUCUCAUCGCCAUUCAAGCGGCGUACAUCAACACCAAUCACCCUGCCUUCGUGCAGGACUCUGCCAACAUCGCACGCUCAACGAGGGAAGGCCACCGGCAACCUGCGCCUGCGAUUGCAGCUGGGUCGGAGACGAGCUCGACGGCGGGCGUGUUCGAGGAGGACGCUGAUGACGACGAUGGGCCUUCUCGGGGCCCUAAUGGCCUGGCAGGCGGCGCAAAGAACAGAAGCGACACUAGGGCCACUUCAUCGAGCUAUGGCGAUAGCAAUGGGCGCAAUCAACUUUCUGCCGCGCACGCCUCUACCAUCGGCCACGCUUCGUCCGGCGCUUUCUCACGCACAGGAAGGGCAGCAGAUGGCGCCAGCGCGACAGGUCCUGCUGGUGGAAGAGACUUUUUGAACUACUUUUUCGGAGGAGCUUCUGGCAUGCCUGGAUCUGCCAGCGGUCCCGUCGCAGCCGGACCACAAAGUCAAAGAGGUGCAUUUUCCGAGUACGGUCGGGAUCAGAAGUCCAAUCCGAUGCUAGGUCGCUCAGACCUGGAAGGCAGAAGUGCGGCUUUCGAUAUGAAGAGCCUGGAGAAGCACAUCGAAGCGGUGAGUACGAUGCACGCCUGGCCAGGUAGCUCUUUCAACCGCUUACCCUUUUCGCAUGAUGUACGGUAGACGCCUGCCUCCGACGAGUUCAGGCUGUCGGAGCGAGAAGUUUUGGAGACUUCUCUCAUCCGCUCUCUCAUAGCUUCGUACUUCACAAUCGUUCGACAGUCCAUUCAAGACUUGGUGCCAAAGGUGUGUGCAAACACUGACGCCCUUGACCUACUCGUCUUGCUCACCUUUGAGUUUUGUCCUCUAUCGUCAGGCCGUGAUGCAUCUCCUUGUCAAUUUCAGUCGAGAUGGUGUGCAGGCGCGCCUCAUCAGUAGAUUGUACAAGGAAUCUCUCUUUUCAGAUUUGCUGGAGGAGGACGAAGCGACAAACAACGAGAGAAGGCGCGUUCAAGCCCUUCUGGAGGCGUAUAGGGAAGCCCAUCAGAGUGAGUCGGCUUGGACUUGCCUCGAAAGGGUGUGUAGCGCCUGACGCAUGCCCGACUUGCCCCUAUUAGUCUUGUCCGAGGUCACUUUCAAGCCGUGA
Molecule: messenger RNA, 3050 nt
Organism: Ceraceosorus bombacis
Lineage: Eukaryota; Fungi; Basidiomycota; Exobasidiomycetes; Ceraceosorales; Ceraceosoraceae
Source: the annotation of a GenBank genome assembly